Messenger RNA from Brassicogethes aeneus, 1457 nucleotides. NCBI's taxonomy places the organism in Eukaryota, Metazoa, Arthropoda, Insecta, Coleoptera, Nitidulidae. The record is from the annotation of a GenBank genome assembly.
UUGCAUGUUAGGUAAAACCCAGAUCCUACUCAACAUGCAAAAUUUUGGGUCAAGGGGUCAACAUCUUCUAUAAAACAGGACAUUUCAUAUACAAACAAUUUUAAUAUUCAUGCCUCACAAUUUUAAUAUUUUAAUGUGAAAAUACGCGUCAAAGAGAGAGUACUUUCAUUUUCAAUGAAUCAUUUUGGUCUUUUAGCGCUCCAUUCUAAAGCAGCGUCUCGCCGUGUCAAUUCGUGUCAAUUAAAAGUGGAACAUGAACUUAAUAUUCGUUUUAUUAACCGGUAUUUUUUUAUUAAGCCUGUGCGAGGCUAUUUUUGUAACAAAUACAAGUAGAAAAUAUAGUGAUAACCCCGCCGUGUGGACUGAGGAUGAGGCUAUAUGGGGCCCCCUGUUGGAGGACUGGGUUGUAGGAACCAAAAGAACCGGACGUGUCAUGCAAAUACCUCUUAUGCGGCCCGCAUACAUAUUGGAAGAUAAAAUAGAUAACGUCCCAAUUGCUAAUAUAGAAAAGGAAAGUAAAAUAAGUCCGGGAAAAAUCGUCACCAAUAAUAAUAAUCCUAACUAUAACAACAACAAUAAUAAUAUUCAUUAUAACAAUAAUUACAAUAAAAAACCAGCUGGUCGGCCAAUAUCAGAAACUGACUUAUAUUUACUUAGUGCCAUAGAAAAAUUGGUAUACAAACAUGAUUUUAUGGAGAAAAGGCUAAGGAGAGUGGAAGAAAUGCUUUACUAUGUUAUGGCUGGAAAUAGGGUUGAUAAUGAAGCUGAGCCUUGUCCAAAUAGUUACUCGAGAGUGGGGCCAAAUUGUUACCAAUUUUCAAGUACAGCAGGCAGGGAAUAUGACUGGAAAGCCGCAAGUAAAUAUUGCAAAAAAGAAGGUGGUGUAUUGGCUGAGAUGGAAAGCGUUGAGGAAGCUCAGGAUAUUAUUGCACACAUACAAAGCAAUGAGUUUUUAAGAGGUAAAGACUUUUGGACGGGUGGUUUAAACCCUGGUUUGUUGUGGAUUUGGAGCAACAGCGCACGCCCAGUGGCGCCGGGAAACACAGAAAACAAGAAAAAUCCUGCGGCUAAUAUUACAGGGGAAGGGAGGUGUUUAAAAUUAGCUUACGAUCCUGCAUUAAGAUCCUAUUCUUAUAAAGGGACUGAUUGUUCUGUCAGAUACAGUAUUAUUUGCGAAUUGCCUGAGAAUAAGUCCAGCAAUGAAAUUAAAAGAAUUGGUAGGUUAAGGAAAAUUUUCGACGAUGAGUUGUAAUGUGUUUUUAUGGCACCUCGUUUAAGCAUUUAUUAGAUAAUAGUUUGAAGAUUAAAGUUUAGCACUUUAAUGAUGUUUUAACAGAAAGCAAUUGAGUCAAAUUUUUUUUUAAAUAAAAAUACAACUGUAAUAACGAUUUUUAAACAUUUUAGUACAAAUAUUUUAGUCUACAAAAUUAUAUGAUUAAUGUUUAAUACAAAAAUUC